Molecule: messenger RNA, 4343 nt
Organism: Antechinus flavipes (yellow-footed antechinus)
Lineage: Eukaryota; Metazoa; Chordata; Mammalia; Dasyuromorphia; Dasyuridae
Gene: ARHGAP33
Product: Rho GTPase activating protein 33
Exons: 22
Coding region: 183-3887 (1234 amino acids)
Biological process (GO): small GTPase-mediated signal transduction
Cellular component (GO): Golgi apparatus; nucleoplasm; actin cytoskeleton
Molecular function (GO): GTPase activator activity; protein binding; phosphatidylinositol binding
Source: RefSeq, a predicted model, not a curated record
GUGGCCUCGGCCCGCGCACCCCUCUCCCCAUUGUGUCGCCAUGGCGGCGGCGGAGGCUGCGGAGGCAGCGGAGGAGGAGGCCCCGGCCUGAGGAGGAGUAGGAGCGCGGCCUGUUGCCUCCGGGCCCUUUGCCCGCCCGGAGUGACAGGGGGACGGCAGCGGUGGUGGCGACACGACUGGCCAUGGUGGCCAGAAGCACAGAUAACCUGGAUGGUCCGGGGGAGGGGCCGGUGCAGCCCCUACCCCCUUCGGGGGGCUCCAACGUGAAAGGGAAACCUGGCAAGAGGGUCUCUGCCCCUCGGGGCCCUUUUCCCCGGCUGGCUGACUGUGCCCAUUUCCACUAUGAGAACGUCGAUUUUGGCCACAUUCAGCUGCUGUUGUCUCCAGAUCGCGAAGGCUCCAAUCUCCCUAGUGAUAAUGAGCUGGUGUUUGGGGUCCAGGUGACCUGUCAGGGCCGGUCCUGGCCUGUUCUGCGAAGCUAUGAAGAUUUCCGCUCCCUGGAUAGCCACCUGCACCGCUGCAUCUUUGACCGGCGCUUCUCUCGCCUCCCAGAGCUGCCCCCGGCUCCAGAGGGCUCCCGGAGCCAGCUCCUGGUGCCCCUGCUCCUCGAGUAUCUCGAGACCCUCUCUGGGCUGGUGGACAGCAACCUCAACUGUGGCCCUGUGCUCACCUGGAUGGAGCUGGAUAACCAUGGCCGGCGGCUGCUGCUCAGCGAGGAGGCCUCCCUGAACGUCCCCGCGGUGGCUGCGGCGCACGUGGUCAAACGGUACACGGCCCAGGCCCCGGAUGAACUGUCCUUUGAGGUUGGUGACAUCGUCUCUGUGAUUGACAUGCCGCCCACUGAGGACCGAAGCUGGUGGCGUGGGAAACAUGGAUUCCAGGUCGGUUUCUUCCCCAGUGAGUGUGUGGAACUGUUCACUGAACGACCGGGCCUGGGGGUCAAAGCUGAUCCCGACGGCCCCACAUCCGGCAUCCCGGCUCCCCUAAGGGAGGGCCCUCCCUCUCUAACAGCAGUGCCCCGGCCCCGAGGAAAGCUCGCGGGCCUCCUGCGUUCUUUCAUUCGCUCCCGCCCGUCCCGGCAGCGGCUAAGGCAGCGGGGCAUCCUUCGGCAGCGCGUCUUCGGCUGCGACCUUGGAGAGCAUCUCAGCAACUCCGGCCAAGACGUUCCCCAAGUCCUGCGCUGCUGCUCAGAGUUCAUCGAGGCCCACGGGGUUGUGGACGGGAUCUACCGCCUCUCGGGCGUUUCUUCCAACAUCCAGAAACUGAGGCACGAGUUUGACAGCGAGCGGAUCCCCGAGCUGCGCGGACCGGCCUUCCUCCAGGACAUCCACAGCGUCUCUUCCCUCUGCAAGCUCUACUUCCGAGAGCUGCCCAACCCCCUGCUCACCUACCAGCUCUACGGGAAAUUCAGCGAGGCCAUGUCCGUGCCCGGGGAGGAGGAGCGGCUGGUCCGGGUUCACGAUGUCAUCCAGCAGCUGCCCCCGCCUCAUUACCGGACCCUGGAGUACCUGCUGCGCCACCUCUCCCGCAUGGCUCAGCACAGCGCCAACACCAGCAUGCACGCCCGCAACCUGGCCAUCGUGUGGGCCCCCAACCUGCUCCGGUCGAUGGAGCUGGAGUCGGUGGGCCUGGGCGGCGCCGCGGCCUUCCGCGAGGUCCGGGUCCAGUCCGUGGUCGUGGAGUUCCUGCUCAGCCACGUGGACGUUUUAUUCAGCGACACGUUCGCCUCGGCGGGCCUGGAUCCUGCAGGUCGCUGUCUCCUCUCCAGGCCCAAGUCCCUUGUGGGCGGCGGACCCUCCACCCGCCUCCUCUCCCUGGAGGAGGCUCAGGCUCGGUCCCAGGGUCGGCUGUCCGCACAGGGGGCCAAGGCUCCUCCUUCACCUGAAGACCAGAGGAAGGGCAUCUUUGGGGAGAAGCGCAGGAAACCGGGGGGCAGCAGCUGGAAGACCUUCUUUGCCCUGGGAAGAGGCCCCUCCUCGGUCCGGAAGAAGCCCUUGCCCUGGCGUGCAGCUGGCCAGGGGUCCCAGCCGCCCCCAGGUGGUCCAGUGGAAGCAGCCCCGCUGCGGGCGGCCAAGAGCGAGGAGUCGCUGUCGUCCCAGACCAGCGGAGCCGGCCUGCAGAGGCUCCACCGGCUGCGCCGGCCCCGCUCCAGCAGCGACGCCUUCCCCGUGGCUCCGGGCCCGGCCGGCUCCUGCGACAGCCUCUCUUCCAGCUCGUCAUCGUCCUCCUCCACCAGCACCUCGUCCGUGGGCAGCGGGGAGCUGGUGGGCUCCCCCCCCCACCGGGUUUCGGCCUGGCUGGACGAUGGGGAUGACCUGGACUUUAGCCCCCCACGGUGCCUGGAGGGGCUGAGGGGCCUCGACUUCGAUCCCCUCACCUUCCGCUGCAGCAGCCCCACCCCUGGGGACCCCGCCCCUCCCGCCAGUCCUGCCCCCCCAGCCCCCGCGGGCUCGUUCUUCCAUAAAGCCACCCCCCCCCCUCGCUCUCCCCGGGGCCCAGCCAGCCCCGCCCCGCCCACCGCCCUGGACAUCUCGGAGCCGGUGGCCGUUUCUGUGCCCCCCGCGGUGCUCGAGCUGCUGGGGGGCGGUGCCCCUGCCACGCCUUCCCCUCCGCCUGCCACCCCGGCUCCCCAGCUCAUCCCCCUCCUGCUGCGCAGUGCCGAGAGUGAGCUGAGCGACAGCUGCCAGAGGGAGAUCCGGAGCAAGCUGUCCCUGACCUGCCAGAGAGACCUGCAGGGGUCACUGAGCCCCGGGCCACCUGUGCCCCUGUCUCUCCUCCGGCCCGGAGGGGCCCCUCCUCCACCCCCCAAGAAUCCGGCCCGCUUGAUGGCCCUCGCUUUGGCUGAGCGGGCUCAGAGGGCGGCCCAGCGUCAGCGCCAGCAGGAGCUGGGGGGCACAGUCCCCCCCAUCCCUCGCUCCCCUUUCCGACGUUCCCUGUCCCUGGAAGCCGGUGGGGAAGGCCCAGGGACGGGGGGCUCUGGGCCCCUCUACUCCAUGGGGAGCUCCAGUCCCCAAGCCCUGGGGCCCCCGGCCUCCCUGCAGCGGCAGCAGAGCGACGGCGGCCUUUUGCGCCCCCAUGUCUCUGGCCCCCCACGGAGGGAACGACGAGGUCCUGCCCAGGUGCCCGCCUCCUUCUCUGCUGCUGUGACCUCUCCCAACCCCAAGGAGCGCCCCUCGCCCUUCCCUGGUCCCCCCAAGCCCCCUCUGCACUCCCUCGCUGCUCCUCCCUACAGGCCCAGCCCCCAGCCCCCCAGCCGGAGGACUCCCCGCGGUCCCACGCUGCCCCCCGACAAGGGGGAAAGCCUGUACUAUGAGAUCAGUGGGGCCGAGGGCCCUCCCUAUCCGGGCCUGCCUCGGCCUUGGGCCCCCUUCCACCAGGCCCCCGAGGGACUCACUGCUUCCCCGCCCCAGGGUCCUCCCGAUUUCCUCUUCUGCUACCCUCCCCCCCCUCCUCACCCCUACCCCCCGGCCUUGCAGCCUUUUUCCCAACACGGCCGCCUCUGCUACCACCCCCAAGAAUCCCGGCGACGUCCGGCCCACCUGGAACCCGUCUACGUCAACUUGCCCCUAGGUGGGGGAGGGCCCUCCCCUACCUCCUCCUCUUGUUCUUCCUCCCCUCCCGCCCACCCCCGAAGUCGCUCGGACCCCGGCCCCCCAGCCCCUCGCCUCCCUCACAAGCAGCGCUCACCUUGGGGGCCCCGGCCUCCUCGACCUUGGGGCCCUCCGGAUCCCCUCCUCCUCUACAGGACCCCCACCCAGGCUCCUCGCGGGGUCCCAUAUGGAAAUGUCGGCGAUGGACACGGAGAGGGGGCUGGCCCCCCACCCUCCUACCUCCCGCCCCCAAGCUGGACCCUCCAUGCCAAGGGCCAGACUCACAGCUACUGCUGAGGCUGGAGAUCCCCUCGCCUUUUUGUAAAAUGUUGAAUGGGAAGCUUUGGGGCCCUAGCUGGGUGUGCCUGCUGAUGACCACGGACCCUCCUGCCAUCACUGGCCCUGGGGCCCCCAUCCCCAAUUCGAAUCCAUUUUGUAAUUUUUUCCCUACUCAAGUUUCUAACUUUGUAAACUGGUUCUGAUGUGAUCUCCGAUCUCCUGACCUGUCGUAGUUUUUCUGCCCCCCCCCCCAACACGUCUGGGGUUUCUUGCACUAAUUGGGACAAGAUGAACUUCAUCUCCCCCAAGCCCCAGCGUCCCCCAGCAUGCCCUCCCCCCCCCACGUGCAGCUGCGAAUGUGUGCCCAGGAGGGCUCUGGGGGUGUGCGUGUGCGCGUGUCUGAGAGUCCCGCCCAGCCCCGGCCCCGGCCCAAAAGCAGAUUUUAACAUUAACAAAUAAAAGUGAAAACCAAGA